Messenger RNA from Fusarium verticillioides 7600, 1034 nucleotides. RefSeq lists its product as hypothetical. The transcript has 2 exons. Bases 221 to 982 code for a protein of 253 amino acids. Lineage: Eukaryota; Fungi; Ascomycota; Sordariomycetes; Hypocreales; Nectriaceae. The record is from RefSeq and is a predicted model, not a curated record.
UUCGAGGUCAACACUUCGUCCAUUAUUUAUUCAUUUAACUUAUUUCUUUCAUUCUUCCGCUGUCUUUUUCUCAUAUCAACUGUAUAUAACAUUUGUACUCCUCCGACGCUUUAUACGGUACUGCAGAGCGGCUUGUUUACGUGCAUCCCUACGCGACAGCAACAAUAAUUCUGUUUGAUGACUGACAGCAUGACACUUUAUUAAAGUGCAUACCCUCAGAAUGUGUGCAAGUCCAGCGCCAUCGGUCCCGCGAUCGCGCGUCAAACCAUUACGAACAUACGGCAAACGGAAUAUUCGAGACGACCCACCGAAAGAGCCAAACACCAAGAAACGAAGGGUAUCAACAGAAGUCACAGCUGCUGAAAUAUCUUCGAAAGGCACAGACACGUCGCCGCUCAAAGAGGUCACGGAGGAGGCGAAGAAUGCACUUGAAUCGACAACAACGAACAAACCUACCGCCGAGCCAGUCAAGAAAGGAUCAAUCUUGAACUUCUUCAAACCUGUACCUCCAUCGUCUACAGUCACCUCCAGUCCAAAGAGCGACGAGCCUCAACCCGAAUCAACGCCCCCAUCCUCACCACCACAACCCCCAAGGAUAGAACCCCGAAAGAAACCACGCUUAUUACGCUUUCGCGGUACAUCAACACCAUUACUAGACGACGAGAACACAGGAGAUGAUGAUACGCAAGGCGAGGACACAGAAGCCGAAGACUCUGGCACCAAAUCUACUCGACCCGCUGCUCGAGAGAGCUCUUUAAAACGCGAAGUGAGCACAAACGACUCGAAAUCUGGAAAGAGAGGGAAGGUGAAAACACCAACUGUACAGACGACACUGAAUUUAUCGACGCAAGCAGCGUUUUCGGAGUGCAAGGUGUGUAAUACUGUGUGGAAUCCGCUGUAUCCGGAUGAUGUGAAGUUUCAUACGAAGCAGCAUGCGGCUGUUUUGAGGGCGAAGAAGAAGGAGAAGGAGAGUGAACUAUAGAACUUGAUACCCAUUUAUGAAUGACGAACUGCUUUGAAUCUUGAGUCUGUAU